Messenger RNA from Didymosphaeria variabile, 357 nucleotides. RefSeq lists its product as uncharacterized. Bases 1 to 357 code for a protein of 118 amino acids. The transcript has 2 exons. Gene Ontology annotation, cellular component: cytoplasm. The record is from RefSeq and is a predicted model, not a curated record. NCBI's taxonomy places the organism in Eukaryota, Fungi, Ascomycota, Dothideomycetes, Pleosporales, Didymosphaeriaceae.
AUGACUUCGAAGAGGGUGAUUUCAGAAGGCACGCUCCGAGGUACAGCAGGGAGAACUUCCCCUAAGAAUCUAAAGCUGGUACAGGCAUUGCAGGAAGUUGCGACGAAGAAGGAUUGCACUGCUGGACAGUUGAGCCUGGCUUGGUUGCUGGCACAAGGCCCCGAUAUCAUCCCUAUUCCAGGAACGAAGAAGAUCAAGUAUCUCGAAGAAAACGUCAGUGCCAUCAAUGUGCAGCUCACAGACAACGAAGUCAAGCACAUACGCGCGGAAAUAGAGAGGGUUGAGGUAACUGGGGACAGAUACCCACCAGCGUUCCAGUCGUACUCUUUCGGGGAUACGCCUGAACUCAGCCCCUAG